Messenger RNA from Aspergillus aculeatus ATCC 16872, 1917 nucleotides. RefSeq names its product putative bZIP transcription factor. The record is from RefSeq and is a predicted model, not a curated record. Gene Ontology annotation, biological process: regulation of DNA-templated transcription. NCBI's taxonomy places the organism in Eukaryota, Fungi, Ascomycota, Eurotiomycetes, Eurotiales, Aspergillaceae. The transcript is spliced from 2 exons. The coding region runs from base 1 to 1917 and encodes 638 amino acids. Gene Ontology annotation, molecular function: DNA-binding transcription factor activity.
AUGGCGAGAUAUUCCCAACCGUCAUCAUUUGACUUCUAUCAACAAUCCCCUACUACCUUGGAUGCCAAACCUGCAUUUCCCGAAGAGGAUGAGAUGAGUGUAUUAGACGACAAGAUCCUGGACUCUACUUCCCCCGAUAUGGCUUCCUCAGCUGCCGACCACCGCAGACCCUCAUAUGAUCAUGCACCCGAUGCAUACACGCAUCGAGAUUCCGUCUGGUCCGACUUCUCUCAUUCUGUCUCUAGCAACCAGUCCCGCCACAACUCCCAAGUCGGCCACCCCUUCUUUGAAUCCGCCCCCAAUCCUUUCAUGCGCGUCGACGGCGCUCACCCGUCCGCAGCAUACGCUCAGCAGGCCUCGUGGUCCCUGUCCAAGGACUCGGGCGCAUGCACUCCCACCGCCAUGUACGAGCACUUCCCUUCCGAGCUCGACCACAGCACCGCCGCUCCGUUCGCAGGCGGCGCUGUUGGUCCCGUCAGCACCAUCAACAUCCCCUCCAUGUCUUACCGGCCCGGCAUGGCCUUCGCCCACCCGGCCGCCGUGGCUAUGUCGCCGCAAUCGAGUCAGGGUUGGAUGCCUGCCGCCACCGACAUGGCCGAUGCCGUGGCCCGUCCAACCAAGAGUCCCACCUACCGCAACAGCUCCCCGUUGAGCAUGCGCCGGGACGGCAUCCGCAAGAAGAAUGCCCGCUUCGAGAUCCCUGCAGAGCGGACGCUGAGCAACAUUGAUCAGCUCAUCAGUCAAUCGACCAAUGAGGAGGAGAUCAAGGAAUUGAAGCAGCAGAAGCGGCUGCUGCGAAACCGCCAGGCGGCAUUGGACUCCCGCCAGCGCAAGAAGUUGCACACGGAAAAGCUGGAAGAGGAGAAGAAGCAGUUCACGCAGAUCAUCAGCGAUCUCGAAGAGGAGCUGCAGAACAUGCGCCUCCGAGAGGCGGAGCUCCUUCGCGAGAAGAGCGAAUGGAUGGCCGCCCAGCAGGAGAUCACCCAGUACAUCAACACGAUGCACAUGGAGAAGGACGAGCUGAUCCGCGUGCACACCCUCGAGACUGCUGAGCUUCGUAAGAAGAACAACAUUCUCAAGGAAACCGUGGAGAAACUCGAGCGUCACGCCAGACCAUCGGCCCCCUCGAAUCUGCCCUCGGAGUUCUCUGACUUUGAGAACUUGACGAUGGAUAGCAGCCCUUGGGAGGACUUCACGAUGGUCAACAGUCUCUCUCUGGAUGCCGAGGCAGUUGCCGCCCCGUCUGCCCAAUCGACUUCGAUGGUUGUCGCAUCGAACGAGAAGGAUAAGGCGAACAGCGACUACCCAUUCAGCUGGAAUGCGUUUUACAUGUGCCUGCUGUUCGGCGCGUUCGUGGCAUCGAACGGCUCCUCGCUUUCCGCCCGCUCCAUGCCGCAGCUCUCGGAGGAGUACCGCGCGGAAUCAGCCAACGUGCUGAAGGCCGUAUUGUCGUCGUCUCCUCCCGAGCUUGCCCAGCCGAUGGGUCAGGCCGCUGUCGCUCCCUCGGCUGCUGGCGUUAUGCCUAGCACCAUCACUGGCGCCCAGAUGGCCCAGAUGACUGGCACUGCGGCGCCGUCCAACCUUGAUGAGCUUCACAGCACCCUGGUGAUGCCCUCCAAGCAGCAGGAGCACGAGCAGGUCUUUGCUCUCAAUGCGGACCAGUACAACUCUUUGACUACUUACGACGAUGCUGGUGUUGAGUACAAGCAACAGCAGCCAUCGAACCUUCAACAAGCUCUGGCUGCCAUGAGAGGCAGUGUCCAGAGCAAGAUGUCGACGAAGGCCACCUCCGACGUCUACUCACGAUCUCUAAUGUGGGACCGGGUCCCUGAAAAGGUGAUCCGGGACUUCCGCCGCAUGGUCCAAGACUGUGGUGUCUCUCCGGUUAAGGAAGAAGACGCCAAUUUCGGUCACUAG